Molecule: messenger RNA, 5137 nt
Organism: Nematostella vectensis (starlet sea anemone)
Lineage: Eukaryota; Metazoa; Cnidaria; Anthozoa; Actiniaria; Edwardsiidae
Product: proteoglycan 4
Exons: 6
Coding region: 234-4265 (1343 amino acids)
Source: RefSeq, a predicted model, not a curated record
CCACUGGUGUUAGUGCCACAAAGCGUGCAAAUUACAUUUUUUACAACCUACGUUAUGCUCACGACUAAGAAAGAACUCUAAAGAGGACUAAUGGCUGACUUCGUGUCGUCCGCGAUGUGUAUUACGACAUAAUUCCAUCUGUGGGAAUGAUUUAUAAUUCGAGUACGUUCGUUAGUGCUCCCUUGUUAUGGAUUCUGCGCGUUGAAAUACUUCCCUUCUCGUAAGGUGUACAAAUGGUGCGCGUGGGUCCCACAUGGACGAAACUCUUCUUCGUCCUUUUGAGUCUGCUCGUCACCACACACCAACAAGAAUUGUUUGAGGACUCGGUUGACCUUGAGAAUGCCGUGCCAGAUUUCGAGACGAGUUUUGUGUCGCCCGUUGAGGAGUACGAUAUCCCGGAUGAUGGUGCCAUCCGUCAAGAGCAGUCCCUUGAGAAAGCCCCUUUCAACAAUGACCAGGAGGAAGAGGGCAGUGCUGGCGAGAUAACAUUGGAUCAGCCCGUACCACAAUUCAAAAAUAACGACGACGAUGGAGCUGCUCAGCAAAGUGCAAAAGCCGAUGAACAACCAUCUACAGACGCCACGGAGAGUGCGGAAAAUUCACAGGAUGAGGAAGUGGCUACAAACGCAAGUGGAAUGCCAUCAUUAAAAGGCGAGGGCGGGGCUCUUACCAAGGUGGCAGACGGCCCGACUGGGGAGGUUGGGAAUGAAUCACAGACAAAGGGGAGCUCUUUAAAAGACGAUUUGUUAUAUCCCUUAAAGGACGAAUCUGCCGACAGAAGACAUUCUAUUGCGGGAAAACGCAAUGUUGAAUCGUUUUCUAAAAAAGGCAAAGUGCUUAGAAAAGCAACUAAACCAGGAAUUAUACUUGAAGUGAAAAGUAAGGGCACAUUAUCUGUCAGCAACACUGCGAAGGUCACAGGGACCAAUUACAAACCAAAGGCUAGACAAGUUGAGAAAGAUGUGGCUAAACAGUCUGUGAAGAAAGCGGGAUCUGUCAAAAUAAGCAAAGCGGCAAAUGUUGGAUCGACAAAUAACACUAUUGGUCAGAUGCUGAACAUGACGACGACAGCAGGUCAGAAACAAGCAGAUCGCAAAAAAAGACAACUCAAUCAGGAUGACAAAGUUGCGCAAGCUAAAGCCAAACUUCAGCAUGCUGAGAAAGCCUCGGAUGUUCUUACGAGCAUGGAGAAGGAGAUGGGACUUGACCCCAGUACUGCUGAGGAAAAGACAAAGAACCUCACUUCAGUACUUAAAGACGAGAUGAGCAAGUUCAAGGAUCUUAUCAACAAACAAGACGACAGCGUCAAAAAAGAGAAGUUUGAAAAACUCGAGAAACUUGCUGAAGAGGAUGUCAAAGGGACCAAUGAUGUAAUGAAGUUGAUAGUAGAGCUAGAAGUGGCCAAGUACUUCGCGAAACAACGAGCUAGACAAAAACUCGAGCUGGCUGUUAGAGACCGUAUAAAUAAUCCUCCUUCUCGGCCAUACGCGAGUCAAUUUGCGGACGCACCGCCUGUGUCACCGUACGGCCCAAUGAUGGGGUAUAUGCCGCAAUAUCAACAUCAGUAUAACAUGCCAUAUUCACCUCAAAUGCCUCUUGUCACUCAGCCGCCUCAGCCUUACCUUGAUCUUCCACCGGCAAACCCCCAAAACAUGGAGUUCAACGACGCUAUGCCUCCACAAACAGAACAACCUCCUCCCCCUCCUCCUCCAUCACAACCACCACCGCAACAAUUUAUUCCAUCGCCACAGUUCCCCGAACAAGCCCUGCAGUUUACAAAUCAACCUGCGGCACCGGUGAUGAAUGCGCCUUUUGCUGACAUGAGUCACCCCUCGGCGCCCUACUUCAAUUCUUUCCAGGCCAGACCCAUGCCUCAGUACAACAUGUAUAGAUACGGAGGACAAAUUACUCCUAAUCCUAACCCUAUGAUGCAGCAACAGCCCCUGCAGUAUGGACCGGCGCCGAACAAGUACAGACCGGCACCACAGCCAUAUAGACCGGCACCCGAACCAUACAGACCAGCGCCUUUUAGACCAGCGCAAGUCAAAAAGGUUCACGCAAAGACAGCUUCAGUACACGCGAAGGUGAAGACACGACCUGCCAAAUACUACAGCAAGCCCGUAAAAUCUCAUGAUAAACCCGCCAAGAGUUCCAGGAAGCCUGCAAAGGCCUACAAGACGAAGGCUGCUAAGCGUUUGAAUUAUCAUCCAAUUAAACCUCCGGUGAUGCCAGAACCAGAGCCGUAUAUUCCCAACGUAAUGCAAGCGCAACCUACCUAUUAUGCGGCCUACAUGCAAAACGGAUUCAAAGCAUCGCCAGGCUUUGGUUGGUACGACGAGUAUAGCAGACCACAGCCAGCCCAACAGUACUCUUCCCAAGGGCUACCACCACAGGCACCCCAGCAAUACUCUUGGCAAGGACCGCCACCACAGGCAGCCAAGCAGUAUUAUUCGCAAGAACCACCACCACAGGCAGCCCAGCAAUACUCUUCGCAAGGACCGCCACCACAAGCAGCCGAACAGUACUCUUCGCAAGAACCACCACCACAGGCAGCCCAGCAAUACUUUUCGCAAGGACUACCACCACAGGAAGCCCAGCAGUAUAAUUCUAAAGAACUACUACCACAGGCAGCUCAGUAUUAUUCGCAGUCGUCUCCAGCAGCACAGCUAUCACAACCUGCAGAGAGCAAGGUGCCUGAUAUCUACCACGGAGACUUUGUCGAAAAUAAGCGACCGCCCCCCCUUGACCUGAAGAAGAUGAUGCACACCUUGUUCCAGCUCCACUCGAAUCCCGCUCUGUUUCAGCAACGACUGAACGCUGCAUAUAAACCAGUUGCGUCAAAACCUGUUGAAGUUGAAACCAAACCUGCUGAACCGGAACACGCUGCUUAUAAACCGGAUGAGCCGGAACAAGCUUUUUUCACACCUGAGUCUGCUUCGCAGAUGAACGCACAGUUCAACGAUCAGCCAAAUCUGGCUCCUUACGAGCCGUUUGCGCGACCGCAACAACCACCCGCCCCUAUGCCGCCCCAACAGCAAUUGCCAUAUCAACCGCCUGCUCCUACCAUGCAACAGCCUCAACUCCAAGCCUUUGCACCAUUCAGCCCACAACCGUCUCAACCCUACAUUAACCCUGAUGCUUUCCACAACACCUCACCGUUUACGCCAGAGGACACGAGCAAGGGUGAUGACGAACAGUACCAUGACCAGCCUGCUGCUGUGCCGCCUCCAUUCUCCAGUCAGUUUGCAGCGCCAUGGCCUCCCAUGCAGCCAUACGGUAGCUAUGACAUGUGGGGUCGGUUUGCUAUGUCUGGACCUCAACAGCAACAGCAGCAAGCGUUGGCGUGGCAACAAGACCAGUAUGGGCCGCAACGGGUCAACUAUCAGAUGUUGGACCCACUUUUGAUCCAAGCGCUGACAAAGGUUAAGAACACUCAAAAGGCCGCAGAAGUCGUGAAGAAAAUCGAAGAUAAGAUCGGACUAUCGCCACCAUCCGUCAAUCAUAUCAUUGAUGACGUUGAGACGGAGACAAAGAAAGAAAGAGACCAAACUGACCAAGCGAUCAGGGAUGAGGAGGCUGUACUUGAGAAGCAGGCCAAAGCCUUGAAUGAUGGUAGCAACAGCACUAAAACAUCAAGCCAGGAUCUAGAGAAGAAGAAGAUGAAAUUAGAGGAGGAUAGAAAAAGAAAUGAGAUAGCCAAGCAGAAGUUAGCGUCCAUUAGAAAGAUAGAAAAGAUAUUGACCUUCAUAGAAACAGCCAGGUGGUCAGCAAUCAAACGUGCCAAAGAGCAUGUCAAAAGUCUUCAGAAAGGAGGUUUGGAAAUCAAGAAACGCGAUCUUCACGAAUCAGAGAAUGAAAUAGAGAAGAGGCGUCGUAGAAAUAAUAUCAAUAUUUGGCUUAAGGGCUCUCGGAAUAGCAUUAACACGAGUAGAUUUUUUGAAGGCGCAAGGAAGCGUAACAAAAAUAGCACCCAUGCCAGUACAUGGCCAAAUAGCUUCAAAGACGACUCAAAUUCAGAAGGUAGUGCCUCUCGAAGUUCUCCUACCCCGACUGGUAGCUCAGUCAUCAAACGAAAUCACAUUGCUAAGAAGUCGAAGAUCGGGGUUCUUUUACUGAAGAAGCUGUUGCAAAGAGUGGAUAACUUAUAUGAUAUGCAGUCAAAGAUCCUUACUCAGCUAAUCAAAAAUAAUGGGAACAAACGACGGAAGAGAAGCGCACUACGGCACCAUCACCGUCACAGGCAUCGUCACCAUCAGCGGAAAUAAUUACAACGGAGAGACAUUUGAGCAUACCACCGUCAUGGCCAUCGGUAAUAGAAAUACGACAGUUAAAGUGUAGCUCAGCACUCGUUACUCAUCGUCAUCGUCACCAUCAGCGGAAAGGUGUACAGAUAGACACAUUUAUCGUCAUCAUCAUUGCCAUCACAAUCAUUACUGCCAUUUAUAUGUCACAGACACGCUAUCAGUCUGUAUCACUGUCAUAUCAUUAUGGUUAUUAUCAACGUUAUGUUGAUACAGUUCUUCCGCCAUUAGUUUCGUCGGGGUAACUAUAACGCCAAACAAAGCGUUGGUAGCGCGUUGAUGACGAAAAAGAAAUUAAAGCCACACCAACGUCAUAUUCGCGUUUAAGUGGUCAUACAAAUAUCAUUUUUGGGUUUGGAAUGUUGAGUUAUAACAACGAAGAAGAGCUUCUCUGUCAAUUCGGCGACCACAUCGAAAUGGUGGAAAUUUUUUUAGUUUCUUGGUAAUAUCAUGUACUCUCACAAUGUAUGAAAGAAAUGUUUGAAAGCACCUCCAUUAUCAUUAUUACCAAUAUUAGUCAUAGACAAUGAAGGGCAGAUAUGAAUAGGAUAGACAGUGUAUAAAUACAUCCUUGUUAGAAUAAUGAACAAAACAGUAACCAAGUUAACACCUAGCUUGGUCGAUUUAGAAUAUUAAUUGUUUAUUCUAGAAAAUAAUCCUAGAUGACAGUCUCUGGUAAAUAAAGCCUUUACGAAUUGUAUGCGUCGUCAGAGGAGAUAUAAUGCUUUUCUUGUAGUAAUGUACACUUUGGGAAAAAAGAAUAAAAUUUUAUAGUCAAUGUUACGAACAUAAAGCCAUGUAAAUAUCCAUGUAAAUAAAGAAUCAUGCAUUAAGUA